This is a messenger RNA of Oryza brachyantha (malo sina), 1723 nucleotides long. Its product is annotated as poly(ADP-ribose) glycohydrolase 1-like. The record is from RefSeq and is a predicted model, not a curated record. The transcript is spliced from 9 exons. Gene Ontology annotation, molecular function: poly(ADP-ribose) glycohydrolase activity. Lineage: Eukaryota; Viridiplantae; Streptophyta; Magnoliopsida; Poales; Poaceae. Gene Ontology annotation, cellular component: cytoplasm; nucleus. Gene Ontology annotation, biological process: carbohydrate metabolic process; ATP generation from poly-ADP-D-ribose; nucleotide-sugar metabolic process. Bases 33 to 1562 code for a protein of 509 amino acids.
UUCUGCAAAUUACGAGCUCGAGGGGAGUAGCCAUGGAGGCGCGCGGCGACCUGUGCUCGAUGCUGCCCUACCUCCCCGUCGUGCUCCGCGGCGGCGCGCUCUUCUGGCCGCCGCAGGCGCAGGAGGCGCUCAAGGCGCUCGCGCUCGGGCCCGACGUCAGCCGCGUCUCCUCCGGCGACGUCCUCGCCGACGCCCUCACCGACCUCCGCCUCGCGCUCAGCCUCGACCCGCUCCCGCGCCGCGCCGCCGAAGGGCUCGCGCUCUUCUUCGACGACCUCCUCUCGCGGGCGCAGGCGCGGGACUGGUUCGACCACGUCCUCCCCUCCCUCGCCCGCCUCCUCCUCCGCCUCCCCGCGCUGUUCGAGGACCACUACCGCAGUGCCGGCGACCAGGCUCGCGGGCUCCGCAUCCUGGGGUCGCAGGAUGCCGGUCUCGUGCUCCUCAGCCAGGAGCUCGCCGCCGCGCUGCUCGCCUGCGCGCUCUUCUGCCUGUUCCCCACGGCCGAUAGGACCGAGGCGCGCCUCCCGGUGAUCAAUUUCGAUAGCCUGUUCGCGGCUCUGUGUUAUAAUUCGAGGCAAAACCAGGAGCAGAAAGUGAGGUGCAUUGUUCACUAUUUCGACAGGGUCACUGCUUCUACACCUACUGGUUCUGUAUCAUUUGAGCGCAAGGUUCUUCCUCGCCGUCCUUUAUCCGAUGGCAUUGCAUACCCUGACAUGGAUGCUUGGACGAAAUCUGGUGUUCCCCUCUGCACAUUCCGGGUAUUUUCCUCUGGUUUUAUAGAAGAUGAGGAACAAGAGGCCCUUGAAGUUGAUUUUGCAAAUAGAUAUUUGGGAGGAGGUGCACUUUCCAGAGGCUGUGUGCAGGAAGAAAUCCGGUUCAUGAUAAACCCAGAACUGAUCGUGGGUAUGCUCUUCAUGGCUUCAAUGGAAGAUAAUGAGGCUAUAGAAAUUGUUGGUUCAGAAAGGUUCUCACAGUAUAUGGGGUAUGGUUCCUCAUUCCGUUUUACUGGUGACUAUUUAGAUAACAAACCCAUUGAUACAAUGGGUAGACGGAAAACUAGGAUAGUGGCAAUUGAUGCUUUGGACUGUCCCACAAAGUUACAGUUUGAAUCUAGUGGUCUUCUAAGGGAAGUGAACAAGGCUUUUUGUGGGUUUUUGGAUCAAUCAAACCAUCAGUUCUAUGUGAGGCUUUUCCAGGAUUUAGUUACAAAGGAUAACUGCCCAAGUGUCUUUCCUGAUGAGUGCAUAGGAGUUUCAACUGGAAACUGGGGUUGUGGGGCUUUUGGUGGGGACCCUGAAAUCAAGAGCAUGAUUCAAUGGAUUGCUGCAUCACAGGCCCGCCGAUCUUUUGUUAACUACUACACUUUUGAGUCAGAAUCUCUGAAAAGAUUAGAAGAGGUGACCCAGUGGAUAUUGCGUCAUAAGUGGACAGUUGGUGAGCUGUGGCACAUGCUUGUGGAGUAUUCAUCCCAGAGGCUAAGAGGAGAAACUAGUGAGGGUUUUCUUGGUUGGCUACUUCCCAAGGACAUCCCCAACGGUGAUGUAGAUUACAUGUGCGAAUAGACCCUUCUUUUCUCCCUAGUAACAAUGUGCAUUGUUUGUUGGAAACUGACUGAAACUUGUUUCGUUUGUUGUGACAUCAGCUUACUGCACUUGUUUGGCAAUCCUUACGGCUUCUGAAUUCUUAUGGCAGUUUGCUCAUUCCCUCUAUGCAUACCUGUCUA